AAAUGAGUGAACGAACGCUAUUACAAGAGUUGACUACCCCUAGGCAUGUGGCAGUCACAGAAGAAGGUGAUUUAAUUAGUUCCGAAGAACUGUUGUUCAUGACUUUAGCUUCAAUCAGGGUUGCUACUGAUGACUUUUCAGAUACAAAUAAGCUGGGACAAGGAGGGUUUGGUGCAGUUUACAAGGGUGUUCUGGCAGAUGGUAAUGAAGUAGCAGUCAAAAGAUUGUCGAGGAAAUCUUGGCAAGGCAUAGAGGAAUUUAAAAAUGAAGUUGUGCUGAUUGCCAAACUUCAACACAAGAAUUUGGUGAGGCUGUUAGGUUGUGCCUUGGAGGGAGAAGAAAAGUUACUGAUAUAUGAAUUCAUGUCAAACAAAAGCCUUGAUCAACUUAUAUUUGAUCCAGAAAAACGUUCAAAACUUGAUUGGAAGACAUACAAUGGUAUUAUCAAUGGCAUAGCGAGAGGACUGCUUUAUCUCCACGAGGAGUCUCGCCUUAAAAUCAUUCACAGAGACUUAAAACCCAAUAACGUGUUGUUAGACCACGAACUGUUGGCUAAAAUAUCAGAUUUUGGUAUGGCCAGGAUAUUUUCUGAGAAUCAGAAUGCAGCAAACACCAAAAGAGUUGUGGGAACAUAUGGAUAUAUGGCUCCAGAGUAUGCAAUGGAAGGAUUGUUCAGUGUGAAAUCCGAUGUGUUCAGCUUUGGCGUUAUCUUGCUUGAAAUCAUCAGCGGAAAAAGAAACAGUGGUUUUUACCAAACCGAACUUGCCCCGACACUGCUGGCAUAUGCAUGGCGAGUGUGGAAUGAAGGAAAAGCAUUGGACUUUGUGGAUCCAGUGGUGUUGGAAUCAUGCCUUGCAUCUGAAGUUGUAAGAUGCAUGCACAUUGGGCUGCUGUGCGUGCAGGAAAAUCCGGAACACAGGCCCACCAUGUCAGCUGUGAUGCUUCUCCUGGGAAGUGAAUCAAUGGUCCUUCCCCAACCAAAACAGCCUGCUUUUUCUUUGAGUAGGGUGCUUCGUCUCGAUCCAUCUUCAAAAACCAACCCUUCGGAAAACGAGAUUAUAUUUUCUGAAAUUUUACCUCGAUGAUUGAAAAGACUUGGUCUACUUGUCAUGUUUCAUGUUAUGAUGCUUAAUGACAACAACAGUAUUCUUGACCUAUGGACAAAUGUUCCUUUCAUGGCUGUCC
Messenger RNA from Vigna radiata var. radiata (mung bean), 1185 nucleotides. Its product is annotated as cysteine-rich receptor-like protein kinase 10. Gene Ontology annotation, molecular function: ATP binding; protein kinase activity. NCBI's taxonomy places the organism in Eukaryota, Viridiplantae, Streptophyta, Magnoliopsida, Fabales, Fabaceae. Bases 3 to 1085 code for a protein of 360 amino acids. The record is from RefSeq and is a predicted model, not a curated record. Gene Ontology annotation, biological process: protein phosphorylation. The transcript has 5 exons.